UUUCAUCUUUGCCAAAUACAACAACGAUCUCUCAAGUAUCCAAAACGCAAUCGCCAAUCGCCAUGGAUACUACUACCAAGUCGUCGGUGUCAUCCCUUACCUCUGGAGCUCACCGCCGUAUUGCGAUCGCCGUAGACCUAAGUGACGAGAGUGCGUUCGCUGUCCGUUGGGCCGUCCAAAACUAUCUCCGCCCCGGAGACGCCGUCAUCCUUCUCCAUAUCCGCCCCACCUCCGUUCUCUAUGGCGCCGAUUGGGGAGCCGUCGAAGGACCAACCGCCGCACCGACAACCGAGGAAUCGCAGCAGAAGCUCGAACACGAUUUCGAUCAUUUCACCACCGCCAAGGCCUCCGAUCUGGCCCAGCCACUUGCCGAUGCACAGAUCCCUUUCAAGAUCCACAUAGUGAAAGAUCACGACAUGAAGGAACGCCUUUGUUUGGAGGUAGAAAGGCUUGGAUUGAGUGCUGUAAUUAUGGGGAGCCGAGGGUUUGGUGGGGCUAAGAGAAGAAGAAGAAGCAGCAGCAGCAAAAUUGGAAGGCUGGGAAGUGUUAGUGAUUACUGUGUGCAACAUUGUAUUUGUCCGGUGGUGGUAGUUAGAUACGAGGAGAAGGGAGAUGAUGAAUGUUUUGAUAGCGAGGACAGUGUGAAUAAGAAAUUGGUGGUUGCAGCAGCAGCAGGGGAGACAGAGCUUCAGCCUGUCCCUGAAGAGGAGCAAGAAUAUCUUGAUGCUGAUGAUGAUGAUGAUGAUUAUGAUGUGGGAAAAGAAAAGUGAAGAAUUAAUGGUAAAAGAAGUAUGUCGAGAAUGAAGAUGAAGAAGAAGAAGAGGUUGUAGAAUAAAUCUUUUGAGCUAAUCCGGUUCUUCCUUCUUUUUAAAGUAGUGAUUUUCAUUGACAGAAGAAGAAGAAGAAGAAAACUAUGUUAAAUUAUCUGGUGUGUUGUUAAAUAUUUGUUUGCUCUUCUCAAAAAGAAGCCAAGUCAAUGGCUAAUGGAAUGAAUUGUUAAUUCUUAUGUUGGUUUUCUUA
This is a messenger RNA of Impatiens glandulifera, 1020 nucleotides long. Its product is annotated as universal stress protein PHOS32-like. The transcript has 2 exons. The record is from RefSeq and is a predicted model, not a curated record. Bases 63 to 770 code for a protein of 235 amino acids. Lineage: Eukaryota; Viridiplantae; Streptophyta; Magnoliopsida; Ericales; Balsaminaceae.